GCACAGAAUAAGAGACUUAACAAACCUGUCAAACACACUCUUCAGCUCUUCAGUUUCACUCCAGCUAUCUGAUCAUGAUGAAGUCUCUCCUGAUGCUGCUGCUCUUUUGUCACACUGCAUCUCCAGAUAAAUACUACUUGAAUAUGAAUGUUUUGCUGUCAUCUGGAAUCCCGAAUGUCCAUGAAUAUGUGGGGAUGGACAUCUUUCAGGGUGUCUCCAUUUUUUACUUUGACAACAGCAUGGAAAGAGAAAGAGUUUUUCUUGACUGGGUGAAAGAUUUGAUAAAGAACAAAACACAUGAAUGGGAAGAGUACAUAAAGGGAUGUAUGGAUUACUUCCACACAUUGAAAGCUGACACCACCAGUUUUAAUCAGAACUCAAGCCAAUCAGAAGGUGGUUACAUUAUCCAGCAGAGUAUCAGUUGUACCUGGGAUGAUGAAACUGAUCAAAUUAAUGGUCAUUCUCGGUAUGGUAAUAAUGGAGAAGACUUCAUUGCAUUUGACAUGAUGACAUGGGUGGCUUUAGAUGCACAGGCGGAGACCAUCAAAAAGGAAUGGGAUGCAAAUGAAAGUCGUAAUACCUUUUGGAAAAACUUCAUCAAAGCCGCUUGCUUUGAUGCAUUAAAGAAAUAUUACAGCUUUGGGAAGAGCUAUGUGAAUAGGAAAGAGCUUCCUUCGGUGUCUCUCCUCCAGAAGACUCCCUCCUCUCCAGUCAGAUGCCACGCCACAGGUUUCUACCCAGACAAAGGCCUGAUCUUCUGGAGGAAGGAUGGAGAGGAGAUCCAUGAAGGUGUGGAGCACGGAAACAUCCUUCCCAACCAGGAUGAAUCCUUCCAGAUGAGUGUUGACCUGGAAAUGUCAUCAAUCCCAUCUGAAGACUGGAUGAGAUACGACUGCAUGUUUGAGCUGCCUGGGGUUGAAAAUGUCAUUAUCAUGAAACUGGACAAAGAUGUGAUUGAGAGCAACUACAAGGAACCCGGAAUCCUAGGCAAAGAAGUGAAUCUGUCUGAGAUUAGCAUCAUCGUCACUGCUGUGAUGGCCAUUCUUAUCGUGAUCGUCCUCGCUGUUUUAGGAUUUAUGACUCACAAAAAAACAAUGUUAAACGUGAGACCGGAUACACCAUCUUCUGACACCGUCUCUCUCUAAACAACUCGAUCCAGAAAACAGACUAAAGAAACCUGCAUGAAGCACCAUUGUUGCAUUUACUGUAUCUGUGAAAAAAAUAUUUUUCUACCACAUGUAUUAAGAUAAGUGACUUGUUUAUAAAAUGAAUAAGUAAUAUAACAUAGACCGAGCCUUUUUAGCUCAUUUGUUAAUAAAUGGCAAAAGGUUGGAGGAGCUUUUUCUAUUUGUCCAGAAGGUUUAUUCUUUUACUAACUUGUAUUUAGAUAACUGUUCAUGAGUCUCAGGAAAAAUAUUGUCUAUAAAUUUCACUGUAUUCGUCCUUUUAUUUGAACCACAAAAAAUAUCCUUUUGUUUGAUUUACAUUGUUACACACAAGAAUCAGUCAUAAACGUUUUGAUUCAACUGUAGCUAUGUAAUGUAUAAGUUUUACUUGUAAAGCUGUAAAUAAAACAUUGUCUGUUUCCAUGAUGACCAGUUAUCUUAACCAGCCUUUUAAUUUCAUGAGAAUCCUGCAGCAUCGACGUGGUCCAUCAACAGAGCUCAUUAAACAGUCAGGUACAGUGGGGAG
Molecule: messenger RNA, 1692 nt
Organism: Cololabis saira (Pacific saury)
Lineage: Eukaryota; Metazoa; Chordata; Actinopteri; Beloniformes; Belonidae
Product: major histocompatibility complex class I-related gene protein-like
Exons: 7
Coding region: 75-1145 (356 amino acids)
Biological process (GO): immune response
Cellular component (GO): external side of plasma membrane
Source: RefSeq, a predicted model, not a curated record